CCGAGUUUGGCCUGCUGUGGAGGAAGACGCGAAGUGGAGGCGAGAAGGGGCGGAGGACGGACCCUGGUGGGCUGUACCAUUUGACUAUGUGGGCAGCUUGCUGCAGCUGGUCGUGCCUCAAUGGACUGCCGGAGGACAUGCAGGCCCACCCGCAGCAGGGGACUCGCACGCAAGCCUACUCCAACGCCGGCUACAGCUCCUUCCCUUCUCCCACAGGUUCAGAGCACAGCUGCAAGGCCUGCGGGGCGCACUUCAGCGGCUCCUCCCUGAAGCACAUCUGCUUGGAUUGCAAGAAGAAUUUCUGCCCGGCCUGUUCCCAUCAGCCUGAAAGCGGACCCUGCCUCUGCCUCCUCUGCGAGCGGUUCCGCGCCACAAACUUCCAGCGGGAGGAGCUGAUCAAGAUGAAGGUGAAGGACUUGCGGGACUACUUGGAGUUCCGAGAGAUCUCCACGGAGAUGUGUCGCGAGAAGGACGAGCUGGUGUCUCUGAUCAUUGGCCAACAGCCCCCAGAGCCCCAAGGGGACAGGACUACCUGGGCUAUUCCGUUUACAACGGACUCUCCUGCGCCGCAGCCGGACUGUGGGGCUGUGCCGCAAGCCGGAUUGCCAGUGCCUACCUCAGCGGAUGUCUCUCCAGCAUGGGACUCUGCAGAUCUGGACUUGCAAACUGAGGAAUACUCGCAGGCAAAUGGGCAUGUGCCACCGAGCCAAGACGACAUGGCGGAAGUCGAGAAUGCAGUUGAAGCUCUGACCGAGGAGGAGACGCAGUCCACCGACUCGGAGGAUACCUUGGUUUUGGGACGCAGGGCCUCACUCUCUGACCUGACAAGCGUGAGGGACAUCGAUGCCCUAUCGGUGCGGCAGCUGAAGGAGAUCCUCGCUCGUAACUUUGUGAAUUACAAGGGCUGUUGCGAGAAGUGGGAGUUAAUGGAAAGGGUGACCCGCUUAUACAAAGAGAAGGACCUUCAGCAGUUGGUUUCUGACACGGAUGAUCACACCGCUUCGUCCGGUAACGCCACACUGCCUGGCUCAGAAGAGAACCUCUGCAAGAUCUGCAUGGACUCGGUGAUUGACUGCGUCCUCCUGGAGUGCGGUCACAUGGUCACAUGCACGAAAUGCGGGAAGCGGAUGAACGAGUGCCCCAUCUGCCGGCAGUACGUCAUCAGAGCCGUCCAUGUCUUCAGGUCUUAAGGGUGACCGCAGCGGGGCCAACGAUCGUCAUAGAACGCUUCUCUGCUGUGACGGAGGGAGCGCCAGUUUGCGAGCACCUUGCCUGACAUUCCUAAGAACCUCGCUGGGUGAGAGAACAGGACUGCGAGCCCUCGAGUUUAUGUGGCUUUUUUUUGUGUGCGCAACUGUGCACAAUACACCACAGUGCCUGGAGAGCUGGAAGUCCUUGGUGCACAUUCAGACACAACCCCCAUGUGCCCUUUUCUGUCAACUUGUGAAGAAAAUCUUGGUGAGGACCAGAGAUCUGAGGCUUUCCCCUCUCCAAUGAAUACACCAGGUGGCCUAAGAAAGUUAGCACACGAGAGCGGAGACGGGGUUUGCUGCUACCAAUUCUCCUCCUUCCUCUCUAUAAAAUAUUCUGCUUCAGGUCACACCUUUCUUUAUUGGGCUUUAAAAAUGUUUUUCAGGGGAUCGUUCUUUUUCUGAAGAUUUUUUUUUUUAAAUUGUAAAGUUCUUUUGGUUUUAAUUAGCUUGCCUUAAAGGUUGUGCUAAAGGUUGCCCCUUCUGUGGCUUUGGAAUUCCUGUAGAGAUCAGGUUUAAUGGCAGCACAGUGGUUGCCUAUGAAGAAACACCCACCGUGGCGCCCCAGUGUUAGUGCAUAGCGGGGGUUUGCAACUGUGAAGGACUUGGGAGGAAUGUGUGUGUCUGUGUGUGUGUUUUAACACAGACACCUUGGGUCUACCUCCCUGGCUUUUUUUAAAAAAAAAUUGUUGAUGACUGUUAAUCCUGCAAGCGAGCGCAGGGGUUUCUGAGAAUUGCAAGUGACGUCCGACUCAAGAUGCACGACGGUCCACAUGCAAGGAGAACCCCUUCAUUUCGGCCAGAUCAUGUUUGUGCAGUUUUGUCUUGGCGGGGAGGGGGGCGUGAUAAAGUCAGGGUAACCUGCAACUUUUAACCCCCAAGCCAUUGUUGUGGUAGUGAAAUCCUGCGCUGUAAUUGUCCCUGUGCCACGGGGCCCUUUGCAGUUCUGUUGUGUUUUGGUCUCUGGUGGCUCUGCACCCUUCCUUAGCCCCAGGUAAACAGAUUUCCCAGCGAGACUCUCGGCUGGAGGCCAAAGACAGACCAAGCUUGCUCGCUCAUCGAACUCUGAUGCUUCAUUUUGCCUUAAAAUGCCACAUUUGGCUUUUGAAGCUGCCUUUAAGAGAAGCCUGUUGAGCCGGUUCCUGGAGUUCUGCCAGAAGUUGCACGCAGCUGGUUAGAAAGGACUUUGCCAAAGGCGGUGGGGGGAGGGGGGGGAGAACUUCUGCCCACUCAGCUUCUGCUGCCUCUUCUAAUUUUGUGUGCCUUUUAGCAGUUGCUGAGUUUUCCCACCCACCUGUUCGCAGCCCCCCCCCCCCCCCCGGACUGUGUCCUAUUCUUUCUGAAAUUCACAAAGACGACAGCAUUCAUCUCUGUGCCCUAGGAACAAAAGACCAUUUCCUUGCCAAUCACUGUGGGAUUGCUCUGCGGAAACUGUCAGAGAUCAAAGAUGGCUUGGAAUUAGCUUGGGCGGGUUACUUGGUUUGGUCUCUCAUCUGCUUCCUUCAUAGCUGUGCAUUUAUUUUCAAAGACCAGUGGCCUUCUUGACUGAACUCGUUUUUGUUUUUACACCCCCCCCCCCCCAAGCCUGCAGAAUCUUUACAAAAAUUACUCCUGUGUUUAGUGCAGCUCAGGUUGUACCCUUCCUCAGGGCAGAUGGGUACACAUAGUGCAGACAGAUGGAGUUGGUGUCAUGCUGCAACUCUCCCCCAGCUGCUAGAGACAACAGAAGGAAAAUGCUUUCAGAAAUGGCUGUGUCCAAAAAUCUUACGCUGAUUCUGUUUCCAAAGAUCUAGCAGCUGUGUUGCGUGCUGGGAUAUCUGUCUGCCCUAGCUUCCACUGUGGUGAGAACCAUAGACCUCUUCCAUCCUUUGUUCGAAGUGGCCUUCUCUUUAAGUGUCAUGGUUAUUAAAUUGGCUCUCUGUGUUUUAGUAACCUUUGCAAAUCCCCCUUCCAACUCAUAUAACCAGCAAGAUGUUUCUGAUAGAGCUGUUCCAUACCAAAGAUGAUCGGGAAAUUGGCUGCUGCCCUAGUUGCUCAAGUAGAGGAAAGUUUGGGUUUUUUAAAAGCAAGCAAUGCUUCUUACAAGUUGCUGUUAUAAGAUGUAACAAAACUUACAAACCAGUAAUGAUGCAGCAGUACUACUGUGACAGAUUUUAAAAUUCCAGUUUCACAGCUAGACUCAGAAUUCAUGUCUCAGCCACUACCCCUUGAUUCUUAGCUCCCCCCCCCCAGCUUUUUGCAGGCAUGUUGUUCCCCUCUCUGGUACGGUGCAGUUGACUGCAUUGGAAAGUGUCCGCCUAGAGCAUGUCCCCAUUUGUCCAAGUUCUUCCCUAAUUGCAGCUUGAGAAGUGAUCAAAACCUACCCAGCUGCAGGGAAAUUAAUGGGGAGAAUAAGGUAUAGUAUAAUUCCAGUAAAGAAAUUACAUGACCAAAUAGGGUUUGCUAGACUAAAGAAGAGGCAGUGCUUUUGUAAGGAACAAGGGGAAUUAAUUCUCCGCUGGUUCGUGGCGUUAGUCGGUUUAACUGGUUAUAUAAUGAAGAUUGAGCACUUUGGCAGAAGUAGAUCAUCCCAUCCAGAAGAUAAAUGGUGGGUUGCAGACUGAAAGGAAGCUGCUGGAGGAUAAAUUCCUGGGAACCUUUUUGUGUUAACAUCUUGUUUGACCAACUUGAAAGUAAAUGUCUUCUGGAAGGAAUCGUUUGAGCUGACAAGGCUAACUCUGUUUGAAAUAGCGUUCUGCUUUUUAAUUUUGUAAUAAAAUGGUAAUGCAAAAUAGCCUCUUGCCUUCUUUUUGUCCACCCGCCCUCCCCCAAGAUGGACCACACAGUACUUAGCAUGGUCUUGUCCUCCUUGGAGGCUUCUGUGGGGUGGGGGGUCAGGUACCAUCCCGUGGAAGAACUCUGCUUUUGUAUGUUACCAGUAUUGAGACGACAAGCGUUCAUUUACAUCGGAGAGCUUAGCUUAACCCCUCUUGCAGUGUGUCAUAUUUUAAGCGGCGAAUGAACAGAGGGGAAAAACUGGAUGCUCGCAUUUUUAGGAACUGCCCCUUCUUUGGCUGGGCAUCUGCUUUUAAAAAGGGUGGCGAAGUUCUGCAAGAGACCCUGGCUGACCUUGGUUAGACAG
Messenger RNA from Eublepharis macularius, 4371 nucleotides. It is a transcript of the gene RFFL, whose product is annotated as ring finger and FYVE like domain containing E3 ubiquitin protein ligase. Gene Ontology annotation, biological process: protein K48-linked ubiquitination; negative regulation of extrinsic apoptotic signaling pathway via death domain receptors; proteasome-mediated ubiquitin-dependent protein catabolic process. Gene Ontology annotation, molecular function: ubiquitin protein ligase activity. Gene Ontology annotation, cellular component: cytoplasm; plasma membrane. Bases 87 to 1190 code for a protein of 367 amino acids. The transcript is spliced from 7 exons. NCBI's taxonomy places the organism in Eukaryota, Metazoa, Chordata, Lepidosauria, Squamata, Eublepharidae. The record is from RefSeq and is a predicted model, not a curated record.